This is a messenger RNA of Ornithodoros turicata, 1816 nucleotides long. Its product is annotated as beta-secretase 2-like. The transcript is spliced from 11 exons. Gene Ontology annotation, cellular component: endosome; trans-Golgi network; plasma membrane. The record is from RefSeq and is a predicted model, not a curated record. Gene Ontology annotation, molecular function: aspartic-type endopeptidase activity. The coding region runs from base 311 to 1672 and encodes 453 amino acids. NCBI's taxonomy places the organism in Eukaryota, Metazoa, Arthropoda, Arachnida, Ixodida, Argasidae. Gene Ontology annotation, biological process: membrane protein ectodomain proteolysis; amyloid-beta metabolic process.
ACAAACAGUGUACCUCACCAACAACGACAACAACAACUCUUACCUCGCGCGUGUGUUUGUAUUUAUGGCACCGUAUUUUGAUUCAUAAUGCUGGGAUCACCUAAGAUAUGCUGUUGCAGGCACCGUUAACAACAAUAACAGCGCUGUAAGCAGCGUAAGCAACUGUACUACAGUUGCAUUUUGGUUCUGUUUACAAUCGCCUCUGACAUUGACAUGCCUCUUGAGUGACUCAGUGACUCUUGGGACCACUUCUUGACACGAAAUCCAUAGCCGCACGUUUGCCAAAUGUUGGUCUUCAGCAUACGCAGGAAUGCUGUUGUGUCUCCUGUCUGUCCUACAGUUUUUUGCCCUUACGGGGUAUGCGGUGUCAGCUGAUUUCUUAGUUCCACUUCGGCUAGCUCUUGACAGGAAAAUUUUGAAGUCCGUGGAAGGAAACCUCCUUUCUGCGGAAGUAGUCGAAGGCUUUUAUGUUACUGUCGACUUGGGGACACCUUCACAAAGGCUGAAUUUAUUUGUUGACACUGGUAGUAGUGACCUAGCAGUUGCAUCGUACCCCAACUCCAACCUUUCUACGUAUUUUAAAUGGAAAGAAUCUACAAGCUAUAAUUCUGAACAAAAAACUGUUUCCACGCAUUAUGUUGAGGGCUUUUACAAGGGCACCGUCGGCACUGACAUACUCACAUUGUCUGCAGCGAGUGUGACACUCAGGACUACAGUAAUUACAAUGUCAUAUGCGAAAGGAAUUUUUCCCUUUGGAGCUCAGUGGCAUGGAAUUCUGGGCCUUUCGUACCCAUCUCUUACAGAGCACACAACAUUUAUGCAAGCACUUGACCUCCAGAGGGACGCUGGUCAUUUCACUGUGGCACCGUGUCGAACAAGUUUGAUUCCUUCGAGUGAAACAUGUGGAAAAUUGGACUUUGGGGGUCCCGUGCCAACCAACGUGUUCUUCACCCCUGUGAUACAAGCAAAAUACUACAGCAUAUCUUUAGUCGGCAUGGCUGUCGGGAGUGUGGUGUGGCCUGGUCCAUGCGAAGAACUCAAUGCAGAACAAACCAUAGUUGACACGGGCACCAGUGACUUGAAAUUCCCACCGGCUGUAUACAAGUGGCUGAUAGGUGCACUAAGUGAGGUUGGAUAUAACCUCACCAGUGAUACAUCAACUGCCUACUGCCUUGAAGACGGGUUUACAACGUCUGCCUUCCCAAAUCUUUACCUCCACAUUCCUGGCACAAAUCAUCGAGUAUUUAUCCUUGAAAUUCCUCCAGAGGUCUAUUUUCAAAGUGUACUCAUACAUUCCGUUGAUCAUCGGUGUCAUAGACUGGGAAUCAGCCCAUCAGAAACAGGUGCGGUCAUAGGAUUCACUGUUCUACGAAGUCUUGUUACAGCAUUUAAUACAAAAGACAAUUGUGUUGGCUUUGGUGAAGUUCCUUUCAAUGGAACGCCCAGAAUAACCAUCACUGCUGCAAACUACACACGUUCAGGUCAGAAUUGCCUUCAAAGAAUGCCUCCACCUGAUGGUCAUAUUUGGAGGGUAUUCCAUUAUGUGCUGGCCUUCAUUUGUGCCAUGUGUGCCAUUCCAACUAUUGUAGUUGCAUUCCUGUGCAUAAGGAGACGAAUUGGGAUCUACAGAGCACGGAACAAGACAGACGCUGUGAGCCUUGUGGAAUUUUAGGCAACAUCUAUGCAGAGCUUUUAUGAUUAUGGGUGCCAUUUUUUAUCAUUUCGUUGCUGCUCUGUAUGCUGUUUUUAGUGAUCACCUUUUAAGAUCAUAAAUACCCUGUGAAAGACUGAAUAAAAUAUGCUUGUUUGCUCAACA